GCCGUUAAACCACAUCGAAGAAGAAGAUCCCGUCAUACAGAUGUGUUUAUACCAUUAAGAAUAAUACAUUGAACAAUUCUGCUUGCUCUCACAGGAUCUCAUAAUUUGCAUUUACAGCCAAACUAUUACAGAAAAGUUAACUGUUCAGCAAUCCCACGAAAGAUCCAUUUAUGAAAACCAUCCUGAACUAUUUGGGUCUCCGCUUUUAGAUCUACCCAGCCUACCAUGUCAGAGCCGGGGUCUGGCUGUGGUGUUCCGGCCCAGACAAGCUCACAACAGGGUCCAGAGGUGAUGACAGUGAAGCUGGAAGACUGCAGUCAAACACUGGAACUCAAUGUGAUUGUGAAAGAGGAGGAGGAGGAGGAGAGAGAAAUCAAGGAGGAAGAAAACGGUGACUCUGGAAAGAGCUCCAACCCAGGCUCAGACAGCAAGCCCAGUCCCACAGCAUCAGGAAAUCAUAAACAAUGCAGACAGAAGCACCAACCCUGCUGUAGCGACAGUUUUAUUUGUCCAACUCACCUCAAAUCACUCAAACAGACUCCCAAAAUAAAGAAGACAUACCUCUGCUCCCAAUGUGGGAAGAGUUUCAGUCGGACAGGAGACCUAAAGAGUCAUCAGAGAUCACACAGUAAAAAAAAGCCUUAUCACUGCGCUCAGUGUGGGGAGGGAUUCACUCAGCUUGGAAGUCUAAAAAGUCACCAGAGAAUACAUACAGGGGAGAAGCCUUACCACUGCUCCCAGUGUGGGAAGAGCUUUAAUCGUUCAGGAAACCUUACAGAACAUCAAAGAAUACAUACAGGGGAGAAGCCUCACCACUGCACCCAAUGUGGGAAGUGUUUCAGUCGGGCAGGAAUUCUAAAGACUCAUAAGAGAACUCACACAGGAGAGAAACCUUUCCACUGCUCUGCGUGUGGGAAGAGUUUUACAAGAGAAGUAAGCCUAAAGAAUCAUCAAAGAGUACACACUGGAGAGAAACCUUUCCACUGCUCCACAUGUGGGAGGGGUUUCAGUGAGAAAGUAAAUCUUAAUAGACACGAGCGAGUACAUAGUGAAGAGAAGCCUUACCACUGCACCACAUGUGGGAAGAGCUUUAAUCAUUCAGGAAGCCUUAAGGAACACCAGAGAAUACAUACAGGGGAGAAACCUUACCACUGCACUGAGUGUGGAAAGAAAUUCCGUUUUGCAGGAGAUCUAAAGAAUCACCAGAGAUCACACAGUAGGGAGAAGCCUUACCACUGCUCUCUUUGUGGGAAGAGUUUCAAUCAACCCGGAAACCUAAAGAGUCAUCAGCGAAUACACAUAGAAGAGAAGCCUACCUGUACUGUCAAUGUGAUUAUCAAAGAGGAGGAGGGUGAGAGGGAAAUCAAUGAUAAGGUAAAGAGAGAAGUUGAGGAAAGUAAUAGUGUAGUUGACUCAGGUACAUCAAGACUACCUGGUCGUUGUCGUUACCCCUGCCCUCAAUGUGGGAAGAAUUUUAGUUCCUCAAGUAAUCUAAAGAAUCAUCAAAGAGUACACACUGGAGAGAAACCUUUCCACUGCUCAGCAUGUGGGAAGCGUUUCCGGGAGAAAGCACACCUUAAGAGACAUGAGAGGGUACAUAGUGGAGAGAAGCCUUACAACUGCUUCGAAUGUGGGAAGAAUUUCCGUGUGGAAGAUACUCUACAGAAACACCAGAGAAUCCACACAGGAGAGAAGCCUCACCACUGCUCUCUUUGUGGGAAGAGCUUUAAUCAUUCAGGAAGCCUUAAAGAACAUCAAAGAAUACAUAGUGGAGAGAAGCCUUACCACUGCUCUCUUUGUGGGAAGAGCUUCUAUCAUUCAGGAACCUUUAAGAAACAUCAGCAAAGACACAUUGGAGUGAAACCUACCUGUACUCCCAAUGUGAUUGUCAAAGAGAAAGAUGGUGACUGUACUCUCAAUGUGAUUGUCAAAGAGGAGGAUGGUGACUGUAAUCUCAAUGUGAUUGUCAAAAAGGAGGAUGGUGACUGUACUCCCAAUGUGAUUGUCAAAGAGGAGGAUGGUGACUGUAAUCUCAAUGUGAUUGUCAAAGAGGAGGAUGAUGACCCAGAUACAUCAAGACUACCUGAUUGUGGUCGUUACCCCUGUCCUCAAUGUGGAAAGAAUUUUAGUUCCUCUAGUAAUCUAAAGAAUCAUCAAAGAGUACACACGGGAGAGAAACCUUUCCACUGCUCUGCAUGUGGGAAGAGUUUCAGUGAGAAAGCAAACCUUAAGAGACAUGAGUGGGUACAUGAGAAGGAAAAGAGAGAAGUUGAGGAAGAGGAGAAAACUGGUGGUGUAGUUGACCAAGGUACACCAAGACUACCUGGUCGUGGGAGUUACCCCUGUCCUCAAUGUGGGAAGAGUUUCAGUUCCUUAGGUAAUCUAAAUAAUCAUCAAAAAGUACACACGGGAGAGAAGCCUUACCACUGCACCCAAUGUGUGAAGAGCUUCAGUGAGAAAGCAAACCUUAAGAGACAUGAGAUAGUACACAGUGGAGAGAAGCCUUACCACUGCACCCAAUGUGGGAAGAAUUUUCGUGUGGCAGAUACCCUACAGAAACACCAGAGAAUCCACACAGGAGAGAAGCCUAACCACUGCUAUUUUUGUGGGAAGAGCUUUGAUAAUUUAGGCAGCCUUAAGGAACAUAAAAAAAUACACAAUGGAGAGAAGCCUUACCACUGCACUCAAUGUGGGAAGAGCUUCAAUUACUCAGGAAAUUUUAAGAAACAUCAAAGAAUACAUAUUGGAGAGAAUCCUACCUUUACUCUCAAUGUGAUUGUCAAAGAGGAGGAGGAAGAUGGAAAAGAGAGAGAAGUUGAGGUCGAGGAGAGAGAAGUGAAGGAAGAGGCUACAUAAGCUAACUAGGAAAGGAGAGUUAUACCUCCUAUCCUUGCAAUGCUGUCUUCUGUGUCAAUAUGGGAUUGGGCAGCACCAUUGAGGGCGAUCUCCAUUUUAAAAUAGUCCAUAUCUUCUACUUCUAUGAGUGUAUUGGAAGGUAGCAAAUAAACUGAAAAGGUACAUACCACCACCUAUUUUGGUGGAGUGUGUAUAAUCUGAACAGGAUGCCACCUAAUGUGCUGCAGUGUGUACAGUCUGAACAGGUACAAAGCCAAGGUUGGUGAUUUACUGCUACUUGCAGUUAUGGAAUGUUAGCUCAGGACUAUAAUUCAUUGGUUAACUCCUUCUGCUGACCUGGAUGGAAUUAUACCUUCCUUCCUUAACCCACAGGAAGUCCCACCAUUUUGACUACUUCAAAAUGGUGAAAGUCCUCAAUGGUGCUGCUCAUUAGACAAUACAGUGGAAAAGCCUCACCGUUGCUCUCGUUAUAGAACAUCUCUUAUUCACUAAAGCAUGUGAUAUAUAUAUGUAUAGAAACUGCGUUCCAGGACACAGAUUCAUGCUCGGAGUUCAUUUGACCGUGGGUUGUCGACAAUGCAGCUUUUAAAGGCAAUUUCCGACUGUACGAACAUAUGCAACAUUUACCGUGAAUAAGAUGUACGCGAUAGUGGGAACAUUGCCUUUAAAAGUCGGAUUGAAUCCCAGCUUCUGUCUAGUCAUGGUAAAACGUUACAUCUUUCUUCCAUUUAUUUUCUUCCAUUUAGCAGAAGCUUUUAUCCAAAGUGAUUUAUUCUGGAUGCAUAGCACAAACAACACUAUCUAACACAUUAAAGGACCAAUCCCAAGUUGAACCAAUAACAAAGCGAGGCACCCUUUGGUAUAAAGCUUAGGGAUGGGCCUGGAGAAGUGUAACCACUUUCACAUUCAUAGACAGAGCUAUGGACUGACCAUUCAUGAUAUCAUAAUGAUCUGCUAUGGCAUGACCAUUCAUGAUGUCAUAAUGAUCUGCUAUGGACUGACCAUUCAUGAUAUCAUAAUGAUCUGCUAUGGACUGACCAUUCAUGAUAUCAUAAUGAUCAUUUUAAUCAUGUUUUGGGCUAUACAGGGUUUGUUUACAUUUACAAUGUUUCCAAACAUGGGAGGAAAACAAGCUUAUAUUUUGGGGUUCUAAUGGAGUGUGACAGUUGAAAUAAUCUCAUGAGGGAUUAUAAAUGAUACGUUUAAGAAUCAAUAGGGAUAUACAGUAUCAUUAAUUUAUAAGUCUAAAAAUGUAUGUUACAACUGCAGAUCGCCCCUUUAAACACUACAGUAUCAUAACAACAGUUCACAGUAACAGAGGUCAGAUAGGCCUACAGUUUACGUUGUUAAACAACAUCUCUGCUUUACUUUUUAAACUGAUGAGUGAGAUGUGUAAAGGCACAUUUGGAUCAUUAUUACACGUUGUACAAGGUCAUUGAUAAACUUAUCUCAAAUACAAUCUGCCCCGCCGCCUUCCUGUUUAAACGAGUAGUACAGCAUCAAUAGAGUAAUGCCCUGUGGGCUAUCCUAUUGAAUACAAAAUAUGUCCAUAGAAUCAUCCCACUGGGCACAGACGUCAGUUCAACGUCUAGUUUUAAUUCAUAUUUGGUUGUGAAUUCAACAAAACAUUUCACCAUGUCAUUGGAUUUAGGUCAAAAGUUUAGUGGGAAAAAAAUAAAAAAAAUCCCUUUUUAAAAAUCCGAUCAGUUUUCCACGUUGACUCAACGUCAUCGCAUUGACGUUUUUGGUUGAAAUGACGUGGAAACAACAUUGAUUCAACCAGUUUUUGCCCACUGGGUUUAUGACAGAAUUCAGACAUUCUUUUUUAAACUCAGGAAAAGGGCUGGUUUGGAUUGACAUCAGAAGUAAACAAUACGAGUGUAUUGUUAUGUCAUAAUCUGGAUGUAACCUGUGUGUAAAAUAUUGCCAAGUAUCCUUGAAUUAUAAAUGCAAACAGAAACUGUC
Salvelinus fontinalis (brook trout) is the source of this 4821-nucleotide messenger RNA. Its product is annotated as zinc finger protein 345-like. NCBI's taxonomy places the organism in Eukaryota, Metazoa, Chordata, Actinopteri, Salmoniformes, Salmonidae. The transcript is spliced from 3 exons. The record is from RefSeq and is a predicted model, not a curated record. Bases 226 to 2856 code for a protein of 876 amino acids.